Molecule: messenger RNA, 810 nt
Organism: Triticum turgidum subsp. durum (durum wheat)
Lineage: Eukaryota; Viridiplantae; Streptophyta; Magnoliopsida; Poales; Poaceae
Source: the annotation of a GenBank genome assembly
AUGGGCUCCGGCGAGGACACCCCCGGAGGAACCGGUGGAGGAGUCGGCGGGAUAGUCCGGGGUGCGCUGCUGAAGGCGCUCGUCGUCUUCGGCGGCGUUAUUCUCAUCCGGCGGCUGCGCCGCUCCACCACCCGGUGGGACCACGCCCGCGCCGUCGCCAACGCCCUCUCCGGUGAAAAGUUCUCGAGGGAGCAGGCGAGGCAGGAUCCUGGAAACUAUUUCAACCUUAGAAUGCUCACUUGCCCUGCAACUGAGAUGGUGGAUGGUUCUGGAGUGCUCUACUUUGAGCAAGCAUUUUGGAGAGCUCCAGAAAAACCUUUCCGACAAAGAUUCUACAUGGUAAAGCCAUGUCCAAAGGAGAUGAAAUGCGACGUUGAGUUGAGUUCUUAUGCAAUUAGAGAUGUUGAAGAGUACAAGAAUUUCUGUGACCGACAAAAAGAUCAGAGGCCGCAGCCAGAAGAAGUAAUUGCGGAUAUCGCAGAGCAUUUGACCACCAUACACUUAUCACGAUGUGAACGCGGAAAACGCUGCUUAUAUGAAGGAUCAACCCCACUGGGAGGUUUUCCCAACAGUUGGAGUGGUGCAGCAUAUUGUACAUCUGAUCUGUCCAUUCACAAGAAUAGUGAAAUACACAUUUGGGACAAGGGUUUUGACGACAAUGGAAGCCAGGUUUGGGGAACCAAGGCUGGCCCUUACGAGUUUAAGCCUGCUCCCAAGUCCAAUUAUGAUGACAUGUUCUCACCUUUAAAUUUCUCUGCCCCCUUGUCACUAGAGAAGAUGGAAAGUUCACAUGCAAUUGAUGACCAGUAG